AAUUAAUAUGAUAAUAGCGUAUAUAUAUAAAAAAACACAAUCCUGAUAAAUGCUUACUGAUCUCCUGCAAUCAUAUACCCUCUUUUCUCCAUCUCUGUCUCUCUUUCAGCGAAGCAAACAACCAUCCGCGUCUCUCCCCCGUUGGAUCAGAAGAGAGAGCACAGAGUCUCGCUUAACACACCAACCGCCAAGAAGAUGGUUGAAACCAGGCGCAGUUCCUCUUCCUCCAAGCGCCCUCUUCCUUCUUCACCUCCUCCCUCCUCCUCCAAAAGAUCUAAGGCGGCGGCCGUUACCGCAGCGGUUACGGCGGUGGCUUCAUCGUCAUUGAACGAAUCAACUGUGUCGCUGCCGGUCGAAACCCUAACUUCGGUCAAAGAAUCCGGCUCCAUACCUCGGGACCCUGAGCUGCAAUCGUCUGAUCCCCUUGUAACUGUCGUUUCAGAGCCGGUAUCUGCCGAUGCGGAGAGAUCUCCUGACCCUGAAGGCGAGGGGUUACUGUCCCCACAACCUCUAGGCGAAACAAAUUUGAAUGCUGCUGAGAUAUCCAAGGCAGUUGGUGCGACGCUGAGUCGGGGCAGGAAGCGACCAGCCAAAUCAGCUGUAGCAAAACCCGUGAAACCACUAGAUAAACUUGCUUGGGCCAAGCUGCUUUCCCAGUGUUCACAGUACCCUCACAAGGAAAUGCGCAGCACUCUUUUCACUGUUGGUCAAGGCCGUCAUUGCGAUUUAGUAAUUAAUGAUCCAUCCGUCAGUACGAUUUUAUGUAGACUAAAACAGUUAGAGAAUGGAGCUGCAUCAGCUGCUUUAUUGGAAGUAAUUGGGGGUAAAGGAGCAGUCCAGGUAAAUGGUAAACUCUUACAGAAACCGGGAAUGGUAGUGAUUAAUGGAGGCGAUGAAUUAGUGUUCAGUUCUUCUGGCAAGCAUGCUUAUAUUUUUCAACAGCUCACUAAUGAUAACUUAGGUGCUCCAGGCAUAUCAUCAGUAAAUAUCUUAGAAGCCCAAGGUGCUCCAAUAAAAGGGAUUCAAAUUGAGGCAAGAUCUGGGGAUCCCUCAGCUUUUGCAGGAGCAUCAAUAUUAGCCUCUUUAUCUGAUAUCCAAAAAGAUUUAUCUCUUAUACCGCCUCCUGCCAAAGCUGAUGAGGAUAUGCCGCAAAAUACUGAGAUUUCCACUGUACCUUCUCUGUGUGGAGCUCCUGAUGAUUGCAUUCCAGAGGUUAACAUGAAGGAUACAACAAGUAAUAAUGAGUUGGACGGAGUUUCUUCAAGGGAGAAAACUGUUGUUCCAUCCUCUAGUUCUGCCAGUCAAAAUCCUAAUCUUGAUAGUCUUGGUUUGGAUGCAUCUGUUGAUGUAGGAAACAGAAAGAUUGCUGGAUCACCAUUUGAGUUAAGGCCGCUCUUUCGGAUACUUGCAGGUUCUUCAUCUGAAUUUGAUUUAAGUGGUAGCCUUUCUAAAGUGCUUGAUGAGCCAAGGGAAAUACGAGAGCAACUGAAGGAUUCUGAUCCUCCAAUGAUUCUGAUGUCAACUAGACGACAAGCAUAUAAAGAUAGUUUACAGCAGGGAAUUCUGAAUCCCGAAAGCAUUGAUGUUUCAUUUGACAGUUUCCCAUAUUAUCUAAGUGAUACAACAAAGAAAGUUUUGAUAGGGGCUGCAUUCAUCCAUUUAAAGUGUGAUAAAAAAAUUCCAAAGUUUUCUUGCGAUCUUCCGACCGUGUCACCCCGCGUAUUACUAUCUGGUCCUGCAGGGUCAGAAAUAUACCAGGAGACUCUAGUGAAGGCACUAGCUAAAGAUGUUGGUGCUAGACUGCUAGUCAUUGAUUCUCUUUUGCUGCCUGGAGGAUCAGCACCAAAAGAAGCGGACUCUGUGAAAGAAGGUGCAAAGCCUGACAGAGCAUCCGUUUUUGCCAAACGAGCUGUGCAGGCAGCACUACACCAUAAGAAACCACCGUCUAGUGUUGAAGCUGAUAUUACUGGUGGCUCGACAAUAAGUUCUCAGGGCCUUCCAAAGCAGGAAACCUCUACUGCAUCAUCGAAAAACUAUACAUUUAAAGCAGGUGACAGAGUAAAGUUUGUGGGGCUAUCUUCUCUGCAACAUUCUCUAAGGGGACCAUCAAAUGGUUUUCGAGGCAAGGUCGUCCUUCCUUUUGAAGAUAAUGGAUCUUCCAAAAUUGGUGUUAGAUUUGAUAGAGCAAUUCCUGAAGGCAAUGAUCUUGGUGGUCUCUGUGAAGAAGACCAUGGUUUCUUUUGUCCUGCUAAUUCACUUCGCUUGGAUGGUGCUGGAGGUGAAGAUGUCGACAGGCUUGCUGUUAGUGAACUCUUUGAGGUUGCUCUAAAUGAAAGUAAACAAGGUCCCUUGAUAUUGUUUAUAAAAGACAUAGAAAAGUCUAUGGUGGGGAAUCAAGAUGCAUACACGGCUUUAAGGAGUAAGCUUGAAAAUUUACCUGACAAAGUUAUUGUAAUUGGAUCACAUACUCAAAUGGACAAUCGAAAAGAGAAGUCCCAACCUGGUGGCCUUCUAUUCACAAAGUUUGGGAGCAAUCAUACUGCUUUGCUUGAUCUUGCUUUUCCGGAUAACUUUGGUCGACUGCAUGAUAGGAGCAAGGAAACUCCUAAGACUAUGAAGCAGCUUGCACGGCUUUUCCCUAACAAAGUGGCAAUACAGCUACCUCAGGAUGAAGCUUUGCUUUUGGACUGGAAGCAGCAGUUGGAGCGUGAUGUAGAAACUCUGAAAGCACAGGCCAAUGUUGUUAGCAUUCGUUCUGUCCUCAGCCGAGUUAGUUUGCAUUGCACUGACCUCGAGACUGUAUGCAUUAAAGAUCAGGCCCUUACAACUGAAAGUGUAGAAAAAAUAAUAGGUUGGGCUUUAAGUCAUCACUUCAUGCAUUGUACUGAAGCUUCUGUUGAAGAUGCUAAACUUGUGAUAUCUACUGAAAGCAUUAAAUAUGGGCUGAGCAUUCUUCAAGGUAUACAAAGUGAGAGCAAGAGUUUGAAGAAAUCAUUGAAGGACGUGGUAACUGAUAAUGAAUUUGAGAAGAAACUAUUGGUGGAUGUUAUUCCUCCAAGUGAUAUUGGAGUGACAUUUGAUGAUAUUGGAGCCUUGGAAAAUGUGAAGGAUACUUUGAAGGAACUGGUGAUGCUUCCUCUUCAGAGGCCUGAAUUGUUUUGCAAAGGACAGCUUACUAAGCCAUGUAAGGGAAUAUUGCUUUUUGGGCCUCCUGGUACUGGCAAAACAAUGCUUGCUAAGGCCGUCGCAACUGAGGCUGGUGCAAACUUUAUCAACAUAUCCAUGUCAAGUAUUACUUCAAAGUGGUUUGGUGAGGGAGAGAAGUACGUCAAGGCAGUAUUCUCCUUGGCUAGCAAAAUUGCUCCUAGUGUUAUUUUUGUUGAUGAGGUGGAUAGCAUGCUGGGAAGACGGGAAAAUCCAGGAGAACAUGAGGCUAUGCGUAAAAUGAAGAAUGAGUUCAUGGUGAACUGGGAUGGUCUUCGUACAAAGGAUAAAGAACGAGUAUUAGUGCUUGCUGCCACAAACAGGCCCUUUGACCUUGAUGAGGCUGUUAUUCGUAGGCUUCCCAGAAGAUUGAUGGUCAACUUGCCAGAUGCACCUAACAGAGAGAAAAUUUUGAGGGUUAUUUUAGCGAAAGAGGAAUUGGCACCUGAUGUUGACAUUGAAGCAGUUGCAAAUAUGACAGAUGGUUAUUCUGGAAGUGAUCUAAAGAAUCUUUGUGUAACUGCUGCACAUUGUCCCAUACGAGAAAUACUGGAGAAAGAAAAAAAGGAGAGAACUUCGGCCUUGGUGGAGAACAAACCUUUGCCUGCAUUGUACAGCAGUUCUGAUGUCCGCCCUCUUAGAAUGGAGGACUUCAGAUAUGCACACGAACAGGUGUGUGCAAGUGUGUCAUCAGAGUCAACAAAUAUGAAUGAGCUUCUUCAAUGGAAUGAACUAUAUGGAGAGGGUGGAUCAAGAAAGAAGAAAUCACUCAGCUACUUCAUGUAGAGGAAUUUAUCCAAAAUGUGUAUAGCAAUCCAUGCUUUAGUUUAUUCUUCGUCACCUAAAUAGGUGGGCUAGAUUAGGGACACCCCUAUUUACGGGAUUCCUUUCCAGUUUCUGUCCCCUUUGUAUUAUAGAUAGGUUUUUCAGUUAUUUUCUGUAGAAAUUUCACAAUAUUUACCAGCCUUGUAAACCUUGGAGCUAGUGCCCUGACAGGUUUUUUUUUUUUUU
Jatropha curcas is the source of this 4215-nucleotide messenger RNA. Its product is annotated as AAA-type ATPase family protein. The record is from RefSeq and is a predicted model, not a curated record. Gene Ontology annotation, molecular function: ATP binding; protein binding; ATP hydrolysis activity. Lineage: Eukaryota; Viridiplantae; Streptophyta; Magnoliopsida; Malpighiales; Euphorbiaceae. Gene Ontology annotation, cellular component: mitochondrial outer membrane.